AGUGAGAGAAAGUCAGAGAAAGAAAUAGAUAGGAAGAUAGACACAUACAUAUAUCUAUAUACAUAUAUCCCACUUCAUCUUUUCCACCUCGUUUUGCCUCCCUCUUUGGAGUUACCCGCGCUCAACGUUACGUUACGUUACUUUUCCUCGAGAAUAACGAUACGAUUAUGUCAGAGAAGAUGAGCGAUCAGGAGGACCUAGAAUACUGCAUAAUGUUCCCGUCUUUUCCACCAUCACCAAAGGACCCAGCUUUGACGUCUUCCACAACCAAUGGACAGGAUCAUAAAGAAGAAUUUGUUUUUGUCUAUGAAGAGGACAAACGACCAUUGGUUGUUCUUCUUGGAUGGGCUGGAUGUCAGGAUAGAUAUUUGGCUAAAUACAGUGCUAUUUAUAAGGAGAAGAGUUGCAUCACUCUUCGUUAUACAGCACCUAUGGAAUGUCUUUUUGGACGAAGAAACAAAAUGCCUUAUAUAGGCAAAAGAUUGUUACAAGUAAUUGCUAAAAACAGUUUGAACGGUCAUCCGAUAUUCUUCCACAUAUUUAGCAAUGGUGGCGCCUUACUUUAUCAACACAUCAGUAUUGCAAUGCAACAAAUGAAUUCUCCGAUCCAAUCACAAGUGAAAGGGGUGAUCUUUGACAGUGCACCAGGUGAAAGAAGAGUUACAUCCCUGUUCAAAGCUAUCAGUGCAAUCAUUGGUGGACAUCCUCUAACAAAUAUACCGAUGUCAUUCUUUAUUACAAUCUUCUUAUCAAUGUUCUGGUUCUUCGAGGUGAUCGCUCAUGCACUUGGACGAGGUUUUACCAUCCAAUCGAAUCCUUUCGCAUUGAUGGAAGAAUCCUCCUCUUGGCCACAACUAUUUCUUUACUCGAAUACCGACACCUUAAUUCCUGCUGCAGACGUUGAGAAAUUCGCAAGCCGACGUGCAGAACGCGGAGUACGUGUACAGCUAGUACUCUUCACAAAUUCACCCCAUGUUAAACAUUAUGCAAUGUAUCGAGAGGUCUACGUUAACACGGUUUACAGUUUCAUCAACGAGUGUCUGCAGUCUGGCAACCCGUCCAAAAGGUUCGAGAAAUCACCUAAUCUUGACGAAGAUCAUAUCGAAUCCGAAGUUUACGAUUCGCAACCUGGUCUCACGAAACGUGUCGUUUUACCUAACGAGGCAACCAAGUAUCUAAAUUAGUACUCAUACACGCGAAAGAACAAAUCGUCGAUAAAAUGAAAAAGAUAAAAAGAACAAGCAUUUUUAUUAGCAAAAAUUAUCUUGCAUUAUUUCGUCGCAAGGAAAUUUUAAACACGCGUUCGUUGUAAAAACUUACGGAUAUCGAAAAUCGAUUAAUAUUGAUCAUAUUUUUUUUAUUGAUUUAAUUUUUUUAAUUAUUUAUAUUUUUUAAGCAAUUUAAUACGAGCUAAUAGUUAAAGUUAAAAAGUUAAUACAAGUAUACGAAGAACAAUGGAGUGAUGAUUUUUUUUUUAAUUUAUUCUCUUUUAUAAAGACUUUUUCAACAAAAAAAAGAAGAAAAUUUAAAAGAAAACGAAAAUUAAUAUCGAUUUUCGAACUCUGUUAGUUUUCACAAACGCGUAAAUAUAUCUUCAUUGCUUUUCAAUUUCUUCCCUUUUACACAUCUUCCAUUUUCCGACAAUCCGAAAGACGUAUGAGUAAAUAAGUGCGUAUCAAACGUGCCUCGGCUGAUUGUAAGUACAUAGUACGAAAAAAUAAAUAUAUACAGCAGUACAAGACGAACCCCAACAACAACAAGAAAAGAAUUAAAAGAUAAA
Polistes dominula (European paper wasp) is the source of this 1780-nucleotide messenger RNA. RefSeq names its product transmembrane protein 53. NCBI's taxonomy places the organism in Eukaryota, Metazoa, Arthropoda, Insecta, Hymenoptera, Vespidae. The record is from RefSeq and is a predicted model, not a curated record.